GCGACUCGAGGAAUGACUUUAGAUUUACUUGAAUUUGUACCCCGACCAGCCAAGACCUAUCAUCUUAAGCUAUAAAACCAAUUGUAACGUUUAAAAACGUUUACUGUUUUAUUUUAAAGUAAAAUCGUAAGAUCAAAUACAAAGGCUUAAAAGGAAGCAGAGACGAAGAAGUUAACUAAAAGGAAGGAACCGCAAUGCAACAGAACCUGACUAGCGCGUCUACAAUCUACGUGGCGGCAACCCUCCAUAUUUUCAAAUGUGAUGCACCGGUUGUCCCCUUACAACAAGGUACCGUCUGGAGGACCAAUGGCGUUUUCAAACUGGCUCACGUCAUCAAUCUAGGCCGCAUGCAGCAACUCAUCGACCAGGUAGCAAACGAGGCUACGAUAAUCACCGAUCAACAUAUUGGCGCUUUGGUUGGCCACUAUCUGCAGCGCGCUUCGGAUGGAACCUCGCGCAUGGAUAGCGCACCAACGCGGAGACAACGCUCAAUCGAUUGGCUAGGAUCAGCCUGGAAGUGGGUCUUGGGAUCACCGGACAAAUCGGAUUGGAAUGCCAUCUUGAAAGAGGAGGACAGCCUGCUGAACUUGCCAACUAGGAAAGACUGGAGUGGUCAACACGAAUCUCUUGGAUCACGACGAGAUCAAUAUGAUAUUGGCGGAGGUGGACAGCCUGCCUUAUCAAAACGUCGUUGAGGCAGUCGAAUUUUCCAGACACAAUCCUUACAAACGGGACUACUCUUUUGUACAUCCUGGCGAUGCCCAAGGUAGUAGAGAGGAAGUACCGAUUGAUGAGGAUCUACCCAACGACAUCCGACGGUAAACAAGUUGUGCUAAAAUACACCACACUGGCGAUGGACAGCCUGGAAACAUACGCCCUUCUCGGAAAUUGUGUAUCCAUUGGUAACACAGCAGUCUGCCGAGAAAAGGACUUGCUUAAAUUGGAGGAGGACAGUUGCAUACCCAGACUAUUGAAAGGAGGCCAAGCCGAAUGUGACUACCUGAGGACCAACCAGGAAACAGUGGAGCUCAUCGACGACUUGAAUUUGUACCCCUGACCAGCCAAGACCUAUCAUCUUAAGCAAUAAAACCAAUUGUAUCGUUUAAAAACGUUUACUGUUUUAUUUUAAAUAAAAUCGUAAGAUCAAAUACAAAGGCUUAGAAGGAAGCAGAGACGAAGCAGUUAACUAAAAGGAAGGAACCGCAAUGCAACAGAACCUGAUUAGAACUACAAACAUGAAUAAAAAAAUGGAAAAUAGUAUUUCAGAUGGAGCACAAAAAGAACUCCAAAACAUUAAUAAAAAAGAGGUUGGCAAAUUUUCUCUUGAUUUGUAUGAUGAUGAUGAUGAUGACGACGAUGUAAUCCUUUAUGAUGAUGAUAAUCCGGAACCAUGUAUUCCAAGAUCAUCUAGUGAGGAUGAAACUAUUGUUGUUGAGGGUUGUAUAGAUAACUAUGUUCAAACUAUACCGUUUAAUUUAGGUGAGGAUAAUGAUAAAUACAUUAAAUCAAUUCCUUUAAGUGAUGAUGACAAUAAAGUGAAUAGAUUGGAGGGUGGUAUAGAUAACUAUAAUCAAACUAUACCACUAAAUAUAGAAAAAAGUAAGCAAAUUGAAUGUAAU
Messenger RNA from Drosophila suzukii, 1619 nucleotides. The record is from RefSeq and is a predicted model, not a curated record. Lineage: Eukaryota; Metazoa; Arthropoda; Insecta; Diptera; Drosophilidae.